GCCCCGCAAGCAGCCCCUCUUCCUGCCCCCUCUCCCGGUCUCUCUCUCUCUUUCUCUCUCUUUCCCGGUGGGAUGGAAGCCCCCGGUAAUCGUCGUUCCCGGUAGCCAGGCAGCGGCCCGAGUCGGUGCAGAAUGCUGGGCAUGUACGUGCCGGAUAGGUUUGCCCUGAAGUCGUCAAAAGUGCAGGACGGGAUGGGGCUCUACACGGCCCGCAGGGUGAAAAAGGGUGAAAAAUUUGGCCCCUUUGCAGGGGAGAAGCGAAUGCCUCAGGAACUGGAUGAGGACACAGACUGCAGGCUCAUGUGGGAAGUUCGUGGGAGUAAAGGUGAGGUCCUUUACAUCCUGGAUGCAAGUAAUCCACGCCACUCUAAUUGGCUGCGUUUUGUCCAUGAGGCUCCAUCACAGGAACAGAAGAACCUGGCAGCCAUCCAGGAAGGAGAAAAUAUUUUCUAUCUGGCUGUGGAAGAUAUUGAAACAGACACAGAACUUCUGAUCGGGUACUUGGACAGUGACAUGGAAGAAGAGGAGGAGGAGGAGGAGGAGGAAGUAACUGUUAUCCAGGAAGAUGAAGACAAUGGCAACAAUAAAGAUGUGCAAUCAGUGGGAGAAAAAACUACAGAUCCCCUCACAUGUAAACAGGACCACGCAUGCCCAAACUGUGAAUCCAGUUUUGCCAGCCAGGAGAUUCUAGCUGAGCAUCUUCAGACUCUGCACCAAAAACCCAGCGAGGAAAAGGAAUUUAAGUGCCGAAACUGUGGAAAGAAAUUCCCUGUUAAACAAGCUCUACAAAGACACGUACUUCAGUGUACAGAGAAUAUCAGCCCAGGAGACUUUUCAAGAAGUUUUCAGUGCUCUGUUUGCAGUACUUCCUUCAGCUCAGAAUCGAGUUAUGAACAGCACAAGGAGGCAUGCAGAGGGGAUGCGAGAUUCAUAUGCAAGGCAGAUAGCUGUGGGAAGAGGUUCAAGAGUAAGGAUGCCCUGAAAAAACAUAAAGAAAAUGUUCACAGUGGAAAUUCUAGGAAGAAGCUGAUGUGUUCAGUGUGCAGUAAGAAAUGUUCCUCGGCAACAAAUCUCCAAGAGCAUCGAAAGGUCCAUGAGAUCUUUGAGUGUCAGGAAUGUGACAAGAAAUUUAUUUCAGCUAACCAGCUAAAACGCCAUAUGAUCACUCAUUCAGAAAAACGCCCCUACACCUGCGAGGUUUGCAAUAAGUCCUUCAAACGACUUGAUCAAGUGACUGCACACAAAAUAAUACACAGUGAAGAUAAACCUUAUAAAUGCAAGCUUUGUGGAAAGGGAUUUGCCCACAGAAAUGUUUACAAGAAUCACAAGAAGACCCAUUCUGAAGAGAGACCAUUCCAGUGUGAGGAAUGCAAAGCUUUGUUCCGAACCCCAUUCUCUCUACAAAGACAUCUGUUAAUCCAUAACAGUGAGAGGACCUUCAAGUGCGAUCACUGUGAUGCUACUUUCAAAAGAAAGGACACAUUGAAUGUUCAUAUUCAAGUUGUACAUGAUGGACAUAAGAAAUACAAGUGUGAUCUCUGUGACAAAGCUUUUGUGACACCUUCAGUCCUGAAGAGUCAUAAAAAGACUCACACAGGAGAAAAAGAAAAGAUUUGCCCGUAUUGUGGCCAGAAGUUUGCAAGCAAUGGAACACUGAGAGUUCAUAUUCGAAGCCAUACAGGUGAGCGGCCAUACCAGUGUCCUUACUGUGACAAAGCUUUCAGCAAGAAUGAUGGGUUGAAGAUGCAUAUUCGCACCCACACAAGGGAAAAGCCGUACCAGUGUUCAGAGUGUAACAAGGCUUUCAGUCAGAAGCGAGGCCUAGAUGAGCACAUGAGAACCCACACCGGAGAGAAGCCCUUCCAGUGUGAUGUUUGUGAUCUGUCCUUCAGUCUGAAGAAAAUGUUGAUCCGACACAAGCUGACUCACAACCCCAAUCGACCGAUGGCAGAGUGCCAGCUUUGCCACAAGAAGUUUACAAGAAAUGACUACCUCAAAGUGCACAUGGAGAAUGUCCAUGGGGAAACCGACAGCUAAUUAUGACAUGUGUGAGAAGAAGGAUCUUGCUUUCCAAAGUGCUUCAUUUGUAUGUGUACGAACUCCAGACUUCUCACCUGUCUAGUAAGCAUAGUCAGGAGAAACAACUGUAAUAUGUUCAUGUCUUAUUUUUCCCACUUUUUAAAAUAUUCCUGUAGGAUAAAAUCUAAAGACAGACCUGGUUUACCUGAAGUAAAACAGUUUGAAAUAAGUUGAAGAUAAAAGAAUUUCAGGAAAAUUUUUAUACUCUUUUUUUUUUAAAAAAAAAAAAAAAAAAGCUUUACAGUUCACCUUCUCAAUUAUAGCUUUAAAGACUUAGAUAUUCAUAGUAUUGCCUGGAAAUCCUGGACAUCUGGAACUGAACCCUUUGCUGUAUGCAACUGUAUUUCUGUAUCUAAGCUUCAAGACUCCAUUAA
Apus apus (common swift) is the source of this 2453-nucleotide messenger RNA. It is a transcript of the gene PRDM5, whose product is annotated as PR/SET domain 5. Gene Ontology annotation, cellular component: nucleus. The coding region runs from base 133 to 2037 and encodes 634 amino acids. The record is from RefSeq and is a predicted model, not a curated record. Lineage: Eukaryota; Metazoa; Chordata; Aves; Apodiformes; Apodidae. Gene Ontology annotation, molecular function: RNA polymerase II cis-regulatory region sequence-specific DNA binding; protein binding; DNA-binding transcription factor activity. The transcript is spliced from 16 exons. Gene Ontology annotation, biological process: regulation of transcription by RNA polymerase II; negative regulation of DNA-templated transcription.